AGAGCUAGCAGAUAGUCGACGCACAUGCCACGCUGAUCUCUUCAUGUUGGUGGUUGCUGAAAUUAGGUGUGGAUAAGUGACUAAUGAAUAUGUGAACCUUAUGAAUGACCUCAGGAGUUCAAAGAGAAAAUAAGAUACAGUGAGCAGUGCGUGGGACAGGAAGGCCGUGAGGAAGGACUGCUGAUGUUUACAGCGCAUGGUGAGAACUUCAAGGAUGGCGGACGUAUCUACAUUAUUUUCUUUUGUUAUCCACCUUAGAAGUAUUCAUAUCAGUGUUGUGUAUUCCUUUUUCUAAAGAAUAUGUGCUUCAUGCAACGUAUCACAUACAUGUAUGUUACUAUGUGCGCGUAAAAGAAGAUUUCAGUUCCAAACAUAUCUUCGAAAAUAAAAACAUAUUUAAACCGCAACUGUCCAGUGAAAUUUGUUUCCGUUAACAUACGCAUUACAGUUUGAAUCAACAUUGCUCACAAAGAAAGUUGAAGAACGAGGAGCAUGUCGACUGCAGAGUGGCAAGGGAAUAACCGUCGGCGAUAAGACAGCGGAUGCCACUGGGUGUGUUUCCUGUGUUGACAAGAGCUGUAGUAAAUAAGCGUGUGGGGUACUCAUUCUCAUAAAGCUUUCAGGGGUGAAAAACUCUUUGUCUAUUCUCCUGGCAGGGGAUAUAGACACACCUCAUCGUCUCCCUUUCAAACAAAUGUGCAGUUGCAAGUGAAGGUUGCAAGUGAAAUACAAUAAGUGUUCUUCAUUGGUGCCAAUGUCAUAUGACGUGGUAUGAACAGUGUGCAACCUUCCCUGUGAAUUACGUUUUGAUCAUAAGAUCAGCAGGAAGACGUGACUAGCCAGCUGUGGGAGGGUGGGUUACUGGCCAGAGUAGGUGAUGGCGAUGACUCUCUGAGCAAAGAUUAUUGCUGCCAUCUUCCUUUGUUAAAGAACAUUUCCACGUCUGCUUCCCCGAACAGGCACCGUUGGAUGCAGCACAAUGUAUGAGAUGUAAAACAGUGCCGGUGUGAGAGGUUAACCCUCAUCCUAAUCAUGGGUAAAGGCUUGGGCGCCGGAGAGGGCACAGGGAAGGGUGUGAAGGGCGGCUGGAGGGUCAAUGCUUUUCUACUUCUCCUGACUGGAUGGCAGGCAGUGCUGCUCCCUUGGUCACCACUUAUCCUCAGAGAUGCCGGGUUCUCUGCCACCAGUGUGGGUGUACUGAGCGGAGGCACCACAAUGGCGGCCACCCUAGGUGUGAUAGUGUGCCUGCGCGCCAUGAGAAGGAGCCGCAGCGGGGCAGUGCGUCGUCUGUUGCUGUGGCUGCUGCUGGCUACAGCUAUCCUCCUGCAGGGAUCUGGUGUGGGAUUUGAGUUGCGCCACCUAUCGCAGGGAGGAGUUAUGUCAUCUUGUGUCAAUGGAUGGCUCUUUGCUCCAGCGUCAUCACUCUCAAUCCUGAACAACACGUCCACACCAACCACGCCUCAUUUUCCCAAAACAGCGUCGACAGAACAGGCUCAUGGACUUUCCUCAGGCACUAUAAUAGCAACAUCACCUUCGCCACCUCAGCAUAAUGAUUCUCACGAGGCUGGCUCUGUUGUCAAUCUCCACCUGCAACACACCACCCCUCACCGACCCGCAUCGGUCAACCAUACCGUUACCACCACUAUAACACCAACACCCACCACCUCUCCUGCUGAAGCUGCCACUCCUCCUCCUCCUCCUCCUCCUCCUCCUCCUCCUCCUCCUCCUACUACUACUACUACUACUACUACUACUACUACUCCUGCUACUACUGCUGCUGCUGUUGCUGCUGCUGCUACCAGUACCUUCUCAGUCGCAACCUCUUUAUUGCACCAUAGAGUUCCAGCCGUAAAGACUUCCAUAAAGAAAUCUAAUCACAAAGUCCACUUGAAAAACAAACCUUUGAUCUUUGGUAAUGGUAACGCUACGGAGGCACCGCACAGGAAAUUCCCUGCUACACGCAAGCCUGCUAUCCCAGCCAAUAGUGAUGGUUCACGAAAACAUCACAACAGUCAUUUUUUCCCGCCUGACGUUUCUUCAACAAAUUCUGAACACGGUAAAAACUUCAGAAAAACAAAAUAUCAGAAGAAUCACAAACACAUACAGCUGCCAAGUGAUGAUGAUAAAAAUUUAGAAGAUAAUGACAGUACCUCCUUCCAAAAAAAGUACGAAUAUGACGAUUCUGGAGAAAGCAAGGAAGAUGAAGAAGAAUUAGAUUACGAAGACGAUUUUCGGAAACUCCAGAAACACCAUCCGAUGUUAAACAGCUUCUCCAGCUCUUACUUUGAUAAGCUGCAUGACUCUCAAGGAAAUACAAGGUCAAAGCCAUCCAAGUUGACAAAUUUGCCUCAGCAUAACGUCAUAAAGUCAUAUUUACAGAAAAUCCCUAAUAAAAUCAGAAAUUCAUUCCAUAAGCCUCACAACACUGACUCUUUCACAAUAGAUCGUAAGCUGAAUGACCAGGAGAGCCUUCCUUUCAGCUAUAAUCCCAGAUACCUUCCCCUCAACCAUCCUUCUGAUACAAUAAGGGAUCCAUAUGAUGGUAAAAGUCAAUAUCAGGAUGAUGGCUUAUAUGAUAUCGAUUCUCGACACACUUUUUAUAGACGAAGCCGCAGGGAUCUCACCAAACCAGAAAAUCCUGUUCCUCCUGCCACAAUUCCAGCAAAGGAGAAGAAGCCGGAGCUCAAUGAUGCACCGGAAAAAAAACAAAAUUCUUCAGAAGAAAUGAAGAGCGAUAGUGUAAAGGUGAUCGUAGCCGUUCUCUUGGUCUUGGGCGGCCUGGCAGGUGCGGGGAUAGAGGCGGGCGUAGCACAACUGUGGCAUUGCAUUGUGCAUGGUUAUGAUGAGAGUGGCGUGAGUCAGGAUGUACUACAACGCACCAUUAGUCACACCUUUCACCUCAGCACCUAUGGGAGCCACAAGACUUGGACAGGCAUCACCUCGGGAGGAUGGACCAUGGGAGCGGGUGUGGUGUCCAUUCUGGCGUGCUUCGCAGGGAUCGGAGGUGGUGGUUACGGAGGCUUGCUGGUUGUUCAUCUAUCCCUCGGUGUGGCGGCCCUCCUCUUCCUCCUCGUCUUGCCUGUUCCCUAUGGCUCUAUUGACCCGCCCAGAACACGCCGCCCACUCUCCCUGUAUCUGGAUGACGAGGUGCUGCGAGAAGGAGUAAGGCGACUCACGUUCCACAUAUGGGUGUUCAUUAACGGGUGUCUAGUCGCUCUCUCUUUCACCUUCAGCCUGUGGCUCCUCCAAGAUAUGACAGCCGAGGGUUGGCUGGUGGGUAGCCAAGCAGGUGCUGUCGGCAUGACUCUGCUGUGUGAAAGUCUUGCCCUCCAUACACAGCGGCGCCUCGUCAUCCGCUGGGGUCUCCAUGGUCUGAUGGGCGUGUGCGGCGUGAGUCUCAUGCUCCAUUAUGGCUUCAUGUGGGCAUCCAAAAGUGCUGCAGUGGUGGUGAUAGCACACGCUGGCCUAGGCGUGGCCAUGGCUUUCCUGUGGGUGGCUGUGAAACACAACGCACUACUGCUCGCUACUGUCAGUGACCAGGAGCGGGAGGCGUGGGCAUCAUGGUGGUGCUGGCGGCUUGGCUUGAGUAUCGGUGCAGCAAUGUGGGGCGUUGGGGUAUCGGGGUCAGACGACAGAGUGCAGCCCAUGGUGCUGCUAGCUACCAUAGCAGCCGCCAUCUUUGCUUCCUCACUCUGCAUGACUGCCGUACUUUCGAGUCGAAAUUCAAGGACUAGGAGGCGAGUAUACCACACACUUGACCUUGAUAUAGCCAACGACGAGGUCGAUGAGGAAGAGGACGAUGCUACUGAGGAUGACUGGCUGGUCAAGAGAGCUAAAAAGGAGGGUUUAACUCUGUAAUCCAUGGCAACUCAACAUUACUGUUUGGGACUCGGAGGACGCACUUAUUUGUGCAGACAUUUUGUAUUGUAGAAGAUAGAACAAAGCCUAAAGGAUUUCUCGAUGGAUUUCGAUAGAAAUGAACAUUAUUUUCUUACCUCAACAUGAUGAUUAAUAUGAUUUCUAUAAAGAAAUGGCAGACACAUUUUUGAACUCAGUGAAAUUGCUCUUGAUCACACAGAUCAUUUAUAAAGUUCUUUCUAAACAUUAAUAUUAUCUGUGAGAGUUGUGAAACAUUCCUCGUAAGUGAUGAUAUGUUACAAGAACAGCAGGAUAUUUACCGUGAUCUUGCAGGUUAGAUACGAGUCUUUGCCGGAACAUAAAUUCAUAACAUUUAGCAAUUUGUCGUGUAAUCAGUACUGGAGAAAGUAAGUAUGUGUGUCCCAAACAUACAAGGCAAGUAAACAAAGGUAAAAAUGUUCUUAAGUAUGUAACUUAAUAGGAUUUAGGAGUAGAUGAUAAUGAGUAUUGUCAAAUCAUAUGAAAACCCUUUGUAUUGCUCCUAACUUCGUACUGUUGCAUGUCUUAUCACAAAGCAGUGUUGACCGGUUCAAACAGUAAAACGUAAAGGAAAUCAUGAAUUCGGUAACAGACCGUUGAUGUUUGUAAAGCAGGGUAAGUCCUAAUAUAGUGGAAUUGGGGAGCAUAUGAGCUGCUGGUCCUGGAAUGCGGACCACAAUAACUUUUAAGUUUAAGUAUGAGCACAGUCAGUAAGGAAAGAUGUGAAACAAAUAUUGUAGGAUGAGGUGAACAAACAAUUUCGGAGAAUGAAUCGGGAGUAUAUAUUUUCUAAAAGCAAAUUGUGUGUCCCGCAAUGUCUUGCUUGCAAGCUGCUUUUAAGAGCUGUGAUCUGUAGUCAAUAUGUUUAUAUGCAUUUAUACAUCAGUUAUUUUGCAAAUACACGAAUUUCUCUCUA
Molecule: messenger RNA, 4813 nt
Organism: Portunus trituberculatus (swimming crab)
Lineage: Eukaryota; Metazoa; Arthropoda; Malacostraca; Decapoda; Portunidae
Exons: 7
Coding region: 1033-3858 (941 amino acids)
Cellular component (GO): membrane
Source: RefSeq, a predicted model, not a curated record